Messenger RNA from Lingula anatina, 1584 nucleotides. RefSeq lists its product as uncharacterized. Gene Ontology annotation, biological process: cell redox homeostasis. Gene Ontology annotation, cellular component: mitochondrion. The record is from RefSeq and is a predicted model, not a curated record. Gene Ontology annotation, molecular function: protein-disulfide reductase activity. Lineage: Eukaryota; Metazoa; Brachiopoda; Lingulata; Lingulida; Lingulidae.
UUUGAUGACGUACGUCAUAAAUUGAUGACGUCCUGCGCAGGGGUAACUGUGCCUAAACUUCACGUGUAAAUGUUUUGAUAUUAUUUCGUCACCUUACACAACAGGGAUGGCAUUUAGGUCUUUCCUCAGGCAAUGCCCUGGACUGAGACAAAGCCUCUGCUCAAGACUGUACAUAGCCACCACUCGUACUGCACAAAACAAUGGCUCUCUGCUGACAAAACAAACUACUACAUGUAGAACACAGAUUGCAACCAUAUCAACGUCCAUGCCAAAAUCAGGCAAAGAGUACAUGAUCAAUAUUCAGGAUGAUGAACAUUUUAAACAGGAUGUUCUUAAAAAAUCUGAAAAAUUGCCUGUGAUUGUAGAUUUUCAUGCUGGGUGGUGUGGGCCGUGCAAGCUUCUAGCACCCAGGUUAGAAUCCUUGGUGGCAGCAGAAGAGGGCAAAGUUCUUCUUGCAAAGGUUGACAUUGAUGAAAUGUCGGACAUAGCAAUUAAUUAUGGGGUGACUGCAGUCCCCACAGUUGUUGCCAUUAAGAAUGGCCAAUCUGUUGAUAAGUUCAUGGGUCUUGUUGAUGAUGACAUCAUCCAAAGUUUUAUACGGAAGUUAUAUUAAGUAUUUUGGGAGAUGUUCUGGGUGGAAGAAAGAUUGAUAACUGAAAAACAUCAAGUACUCAUUACAGAGGAGUAUAUACAAAAAGACUGAUGUUCAAUUCAUUGUAAUAUUAACAAAAAGGAGAAUGUACAAAAUACAUUCAGUGCACUGGAGAGUCAUAUUAAAACAGGCUUUAGUUUCUGUUAGCUAUGAGACUGUCAGCCAAAUAAGUAAGUCACAGAAACCAACUUCCAAGAGAAUUAUAAUAAGGGUUUCAUUCUUGAAAAGUAUUAGUUUUCUUCAGAACAAUACUCCACUGAACUAGAUUGGAGACACACUUACACUGAAAACUGUUGAGAAAAAUGGCCCUGAAACUUAUGGCAAUGUGUCAUGUUUGUAAAUAGUAAAACCAAAAACAGCACAUUAAAAGAAGGGCAUUUCAUUGAAACCAUUGCUGCUUUAUUGUGGUAUUUAACCAUUUAAGCAGGUUGUUAAGGUUAUAUGGAAGGUGGUUAUUGAAUUGGUGCGUACUGUAAAGGCCCUUGAAAUAGAGAAAUGCAUGACACAAAUUGUUCCCAACAGAGAAAAUGUUUAAGUGUAUUGAAUUUAUAUUUUAAUCAAUGUUUUAUGUGAGGAAUAUUCAAUUCUGAGAUCAAAGUGUAGUUUUGAGUGUAUGAAGGCCUCUUAAGUUUGAAUAGGGUUUGAUUGAACGCAGUUGAGUAUAAUCAAUUGUCCCCAAAACCAUAGUAGAAUUUGGUAUCAAUCCUAGGUAACACAUGAUUUUCUUUCUUAGUUUGAUAAGCAGUUUUUGAACCAGACUAAAACUAUGGGAUUGGCCUUGUUAUUAACUUUAUAUCAUCCUUCAAUCGUUUUUGACAUUUCCCAUGACAUUAUUGGGAGUGUCAUUAUCUUUUCUUUGAAGCAUAAAAGCAUUCAUAGAAACUGUUCAAGAACCGUGAUAAAGAAACUGUUGCAUUUAUUAUUGUAAAAAA